Molecule: messenger RNA, 1941 nt
Organism: Verticillium dahliae VdLs.17
Lineage: Eukaryota; Fungi; Ascomycota; Sordariomycetes; Glomerellales; Plectosphaerellaceae
Product: phenylacetone monooxygenase
Exons: 1
Coding region: 1-1941 (646 amino acids)
Source: RefSeq, a predicted model, not a curated record
AUGGGUGACGCCAUUGAACCGGAGGCGCAGCCCAACGCCGAGACGGGCCUCGACUUCGCCGCCGUGCAAGCCCGUUACGCGCAGGAAAAGGCAAAGCGGCUCCACCCUGAGGGCGUCGAGCAGUACGUCGAGCUCACCAACUCGGGUCGGCUCCAAUCCCUCGCUUCAGACCCUUGGGUCGACCAUGACGCGCUCAAUGCCGAGCCCCCAUCCCUGCGCAACGGCGAUGACAUCAAGGUUCUCAUCCUCGGUGCGGGCUACGGCGGCCUCCUCUACGCAAUCCACUUCAUCCAGCAGGGCAUUUCGCCGUCUGACAUUCGUCUCGUGGACGCGGCCGGCGGCUUCGGCGGCACGUGGUACUGGAAUCGAUUCCCCGGCCUCCAGUGCGACACGGAGGGGUACACGUACAUGCCGCUUCUCGAGGAGACGGGAUACGUGCCCAAGCACCGCUUCUCGUACGGGCCCGAGCUGCUCGACUACGCCGGCGUGCUGGCGGACAAGUGGGACCUCCGCGACAAGGGCGUGUUCCGGUCGACGGUGCGAAGCUACGACUGGGACGCCGACGCCGUGCGGUGGAUCACCAAGAUCCGACAGGGUCGGGGGCCGGGCCAGGCCGACGUGGAGAUGAAGGUGCGAGCACAGUUUGUCGUUGUCGCCAACGGCGUGCUCAACCACCCCAAGGUACCGCGCACCCUACAGGGGUUUGAGGGCCCGGCAACACACACGGCGCGCUUCGACUACGGCAUCACGGGCGGUACGCCGCGCGACCAGCAGCUGACCAAGCUGCGCGGCAAGAGGGUCGGCAUUGUCGGCACGGGCGCGACGGCCGUUCAGGUGAUCCCCGAGCUGGCCAAGUACGCGGGCGAGCUGUACGUGUUCCAGCGCACGCCGUCGGGGGUGACGCCGAAGCACCAGCGCGAGACGCGGGCCGAGGACUGGAAGGCCAUGACGGCUGGCGAGCCCGGCUGGCAGAAGCGGCGCAUAGAGACGUACUGCGCCGUCAUGGCGGGCGAGCCGGGCGUCGAGGACACGAUCCGGGAUGGGUGGACGCAGGCCAAGACGUACAGGGCGCUCAUCGGCGGGGCGCACGACGCGCCGCUCGCGAUGGAGGACGUGCCGGCGCACAUCGGGGCGCUGCUCGCGCUCGACGCGCCGCGCACCGACGCUAUUCGUAGGCACGUUGACGACGUGGUCGAGGACAAGGCGACGGCCGCGGCGCUCAAGGCGUGGUACCCGACGUGGUGCAAGCGGCCGACCUUCAGCGACAACUACCUCGCGACCUUCAACCGGCCCAACGUGCACCUCGUCGACACGGACGGCCGGGGCGUCGAAAAGGCGACGGCGACGGGCCUCGUCGCGGCUGGCAAAGAAUACCCCCUCGACAUCCUCGUCCUCAGCACAGGCUUCCGCUCGCCGGUCGUCGGCCUCGGCGAGCCCGGCACGGCAUCCAACAUGACGAUCCGCGGCCGCGACGGCCGCCUGCUCGCCGAAAAGUGGGAGGCCCAGGGCCCGUCGACGCUGCACGGCGUGCUGACGAACGGGUUCCCGAACCUCUUCCUCUCGGGCCCCAUGCAGACGGGCGCGUCGGCCAACUUUAGCCACGUGCAAAACGUGCUGGCCGAGCACUGCGGCUACAUCCUCGGCGAGGCCGUCCGUCGGGCCGCCGCGCGCGGGCUGGCUGCGGACCGCGUCGUUGUCGAGGCGACGGUCGAGGCCGAGGAGGCAUGGGCCGGCAGGCUCAUGCAGCGGGCGGCGUGGUUCGCGGGCGCGGGUAUCUGCGCGCCUAACAUCAAUAACAACGAGGGCUCACUGGGGGCGGACCCGGCGUCGCACAUGAAGAUUGCUAGGGGGGCGCCGUAUGCACUCGGAAUGAACGCUUACGCGCGAGAGAUCAGGUCGUGGCGAGAGGAGGGCACGAUGAAGGGGGUCGACGUCUGGUAG